Cotesia congregata is the source of this 873-nucleotide messenger RNA. The record is from the annotation of a GenBank genome assembly. NCBI's taxonomy places the organism in Eukaryota, Metazoa, Arthropoda, Insecta, Hymenoptera, Braconidae.
AUUCAACUAUUGGAACUGUGCUAUCCUGGCGCAUCGAAUCCGGUCGCCAUAACUGAAAACUUGGUAGACAUCAUGGCUGAUGAUCUAAUCAACACAGUGAAAUCGCCUAUACUUGUAAUUAAUGAAGACUUCCUCCCGAGAGACACUCAACUUUAUUAUCCGACACAUCCACUCUACAUCCUGUUAACAGACACGACUGGACAACUACGGAACCUUCUAAUGUUGCUGAAAUCAUCACCGUUUUGGAAUAUGAAAUCAACAUUUUUCGUUAUCGGCAAGGCAAAUAAAUUUUGUCGAGACAGUGCUGCGAUAUUGAAAGAAAUGUGGAAAUUUGAACUAUUGUCAUCCUUCGUGGUGUGUUCCAAAACUAACAAUCAAACUAUGCUCUACACUUAUAAUCCUUAUACCAGUCGAGUUCCGCUCGAUUCGUGGGUUGCUGUUAGAAACAAAGAAAAUUCUAACCGACGAUGGACGCUCUAUAAGAAAGCAUUCAUAAACGAUCCAAGAAUAUGCAAGUCUUUCAACUUUGAUAAAACUAAAUUUAUGAACGGUUAUCCAGUGAAAAUAAUCAAAAGCGACAAUAUAGUAAGAACGUUAGAAAAUCUUGUAUUUUCAAGUUUAAACAUGAAAGUAAAGGUUCAUGUUCAUGACGAAGUUCGUCAUCGUUUUAAAAUGGCUCAUUUUCUGAAUUUUGAUGAAGACGAUAUUGUAAUGGGUUUGUAUAAUACCCAUGUAUUAUAUAAGCGUGUGAAUGAAAUACCAGUGCUUUACGAAUAUAAUUAUCUAAUAAUUACUCAAAAGAGGUCAUUUACAUACUCUUUUCGUGAAGUAGUCGUUACGUUAGAUUAUCACUGUUUGGUCGGUUAUCUAUGA